Molecule: messenger RNA, 444 nt
Organism: Thlaspi arvense
Lineage: Eukaryota; Viridiplantae; Streptophyta; Magnoliopsida; Brassicales; Brassicaceae
Source: the annotation of a GenBank genome assembly
AUGCUUAUAAGCAACGAAUAUCCCGAGGGACCUUUCUGCUUGGUUUACAUGCAUAGCACAGUGCAUAAAGAUGAAAACUCACCGGGCAUUACCAUCUUAAGAUGGAUUUACGAGGACCUUCCUUCAGACAUCAAAGACAGACUUCAAGUUGUUUACUUCAUCCACCCUGGUCUUCGUUCAAGACUCGUCAUUGCCACUCUUGGUCGCCUUCUUCUAAGUGGAGGACUGUACUGGAAGAUCAAGUAUGUGAGCAGGUUGCAGUACCUUUGGGACGAGAUAAAGAAAGGCGAGGUGGAAAUUCCCGACUUUGUGAACAACCACGACAAUGUGCUCGAGCAUAGACCGUUAACGGACUAUGGAAUCGAACCGGAUCCUUUUCAGUUAACCGAGGUUCAAUCUUCACCGUUCUCGCUUAACCGUUACGAGAACAGAUGGGUCUCAUAG